GUCACAGGGAGGGACACACCACCGCUACCCCCCACCAAUGAGCACGCUACAUCCCCUCCCAUCCAUUUAACUAGAAGCUGGAGCUCCUAACACCAUCAUAUCCAUGCAGAGCAGCAGACACUGCUCACACACUCUGACCACCUGAAGCCCUCACCUGUGCCCACAGGACUACUGCAGGAGACACCGUCUCUACUGCAUGGACUAUCUGCUCUGCUCUACACUUUGCUGGAUUUAACUUCAUUUGGCAUGGAAAGAAUCCCCAGUGCCCAGCCUCCCCCUGCUUGUCUGGAUAGAUCUACCUCCUUGUCUGGGAUGGAUUUUUCCCACAUGUAUCCGGUUUUCAAAAACAGGAAAGGUCUGAAGCGAUGCGAGGAUGGCAAGGAAUCUUACAAGCUCCCUCACCGACUUAUUGAGAAAAAAAGACGUGAUAGGAUUAAUGAAUGUAUUUCCCAACUGAAAGACCUGCUGCCGGAGCACCUCAAGCUGACGACACUGGGACAUCUUGAGAAAGCUGUGGUGCUGGAACUGACCCUUAAACAUGUGCAGUCCUUAUCGAACCUGAUCGAGCAGCAACAGCAGCAGAUCCUAACACUUCAGAAGGGUGGGUCACCCCUAAGCAGCAAAUCCUCAGAAGAGAUGUUUCGCUCAGGGUUCCAGCUGUGUGCAGAAGAAGCUUUAAGAUUCCUGCAAGGAGGAGAGACGCGUGAACUUGUAGCUCACCUGCAUCGUGUGGCCUCCGAUCUCAGCCACAGUCCCUCCAGAGUUGCCAAACUGGAUGAAAAACCCAGUCCUAAGGCUCAGGCCACCAACUGCGUCCCUGUGAUUUGCCGUGCUGCACCCCUCCAAUCCGGAGAGCAGAGUGGCACCGACACGGACACUGACAGUGGGUAUGGAGGAGAAGUGGAAAAGGCAGAUUCCCAUCAGGAACAAGGUGGUGUCAUUAAGGAAGACUCCUCUAGAUCCCCCACCCUAGACAGGGUCAUCAAGCAGGAACAUGAGGAAAUUCCAAAAAAGAGGCCCAGACUGGAGACCACAGAUGGUGACUCCAGAUUCUGCGACAAUGACCUUUCUUCAGUGGGGUCUUACCCUUCUCAUCCACCCUUUUGUUUCCCCUUUUAUUUGAUACCCCCUACACCCUCUGCCUAUUUGCCCAUGCUGGAAAAAUGUUGGUACCCAGGAUCUAUGCCUAUGUUGUAUCCCAACUUAUCCCAGUCCGGACUGCUGAGUCAGGAUAGCGUCCCCCAAGUUCACUCUCCAGCAAUGUCAUCCAUGGACUCCUCUGCCUUACUGCAAGCACUUAAACAGGUACCCACCGUGGGUGCAGACCCCAAAGACUGAGGAUGGAGGAGAAGAAAAAAAAAACUCUGCUUGUA
Bufo bufo (common toad) is the source of this 1373-nucleotide messenger RNA. RefSeq names its product basic helix-loop-helix family member e40 (gene BHLHE40). The coding region runs from base 247 to 1338 and encodes 363 amino acids. The record is from RefSeq and is a predicted model, not a curated record. Gene Ontology annotation, cellular component: nucleus. Gene Ontology annotation, molecular function: RNA polymerase II cis-regulatory region sequence-specific DNA binding; DNA-binding transcription factor activity, RNA polymerase II-specific; protein dimerization activity. Lineage: Eukaryota; Metazoa; Chordata; Amphibia; Anura; Bufonidae. Gene Ontology annotation, biological process: circadian regulation of gene expression; regulation of neurogenesis; regulation of transcription by RNA polymerase II. The transcript has 5 exons.